Anopheles bellator is the source of this 8560-nucleotide messenger RNA. It is a transcript of the gene Ubr1, whose product is annotated as E3 ubiquitin-protein ligase UBR1. Bases 1 to 5832 code for a protein of 1943 amino acids. The record is from RefSeq and is a predicted model, not a curated record. Lineage: Eukaryota; Metazoa; Arthropoda; Insecta; Diptera; Culicidae. Gene Ontology annotation, biological process: protein ubiquitination; ubiquitin-dependent protein catabolic process via the N-end rule pathway. The transcript is spliced from 11 exons. Gene Ontology annotation, molecular function: ubiquitin protein ligase activity; zinc ion binding. Gene Ontology annotation, cellular component: cytoplasm; ubiquitin ligase complex.
AUGACUUACAGUGAUCCAGACAUGUUGUUGGAAAUCAUAAAAUGGAAGCAGGAGUACGAAAAUCGGAGUCUGCAGGAUUCCGACAUUCAUCUACACUUCUCGAAUGUCGCCAAAUCGUUGCUUCACUUCGACCAACAAAUCGCCCCAUCGGUUCAUGUUCCGACAGGAGGAACGUUCGUGUACGAUGAUGCGAGUGCCCGGACCAAGGUUAUUCAGUUGUUGGAGGGUUUCAUCAGCGACGAUCCGGAACAUUUCAUCGAAAAGCUGAAGGGCACCCAAAACGUAUCAUCCGUGUGCGGUCGAGUGUUUAAAAUCGGGGAACCUACCUACAGCUGCCGUGAAUGCAGCAUGGAUGCCACUUGUGUGCUAUGUUCAUCAUGUUUUAAAAAGUCAACCCACCGACUGCAUAAAUACAAGAUGGCUACAUCGGGUGGUGGUGGUUGCUGUGAUUGUGGUGAUCAAGAAGCAUGGAAAAAAGAUCCCGUCUGUGAAGGACAUGGCCAAAGUAAUUCUGAUCAAGGCGCAUCGCAGCAACAAACAGCGCCACUACCCGAAUCGGUACAGGGCCGCUGUCGAUUCGUGUUUCGUGUCAUACUGCAUUAUUGCAUGCGUGUGCUUCAGAUGCACAGUGACGGUAAUCUGGUCGAGCUAGACGACGAAGAGAACUCCCACUGCACGAUACUCUAUAAUGACGAAACGCACACGUUCGAGCAGGUCAUACAAACGUUGACGUCGAUUGUAAAAUGUUCGCAGAAAGAAGCGGUCGAUUAUGUGACCAGUAUUGAUCGGGAGGGACGUGCCGUAGUCAAGUGUGCCCCCUUUGAGGUCUGUCGUAAAUUGAAGGAGGAUAUUGAAACCAAGGCAAUACGGUCGUCGAUGGGUAUGAAACCUUCCCCGCUGAAGGUGACAGUUCUCCACCGAAAUGAGGUGGCUUGUCAGCACCUGGCUAUGCAGAUCUUGUGCUGGAUGCAGGAGUUUUUGUCGCUUCACAGCACGUUCCGUAACAUUUUUGCCGCUCUGGUCUGUGAGCCGUUUACACCGUGUAACUUGAAGAUCAUCAUGAGCAACGACCACAAUCUCUGGAAAUCGGCCCGCACCUGCUGGCACCGGCUGCUCAUCUCGGGCAUGCUCAUGGAGUAUGAAAACAAAAAAAAUCUUGCAGUGGUCUUUACGCGCCAUUACGCACCCCUGAUGCAGGACUUUAUCCGCGACGACCACUAUCACUCGUUUUCGAUCGUUUCGUUAAGCGUGCAGCUCUUUACCGUUCCGACGAUCGCACACUAUUUGAUCGCUUAUGAGUCGGCCUUCUUCAAGCUAAUGCACACGUUCUACGCCGAAUCAAUUGAGAAGCACAUCAAAAACAGGCAACUGCAGUUUGCAAAAAACACCUCUUCAAUGAACGUGUUCAAACGUUCGGCCUACAUACUAAUCGAUCUGAAAUAUCUGCUUAGUUUCCGGCCAGAGGAAGGCACGUGGACACAGGAGCUGCGUGCCGGUUUUCUGCAUGGUGUGCAGAUAUUGAUACGUCUGUUGAAAUGCAUGCAAGGUAUGGACGCUGUAACGCGUCAGGUUGGGCAGCAUAUGGAGUACGAACCGGAGUGGGAGACAGCAUUCACGCUUCACCUGAAAUUGUCGCAUCUAAUCACGCUUGUGCUAGAAUGGUGCGCCACUGAUCGUAUUGUGUUGGUGAAGGUGUAUCGAAUGCUGCUAACCGCGCUUACGGAAGUAAAAUUCAUAGUGCAUGAAAUGAACGUGGUCACUCGGGAAGUGGCGAACCAUGGCGCCUCCUGUCUUACAUACGACGUGUCGUCGAGGCCGGUAUCGGUGCAUCUGCCGUUAACCCGUUUUCUGGCUGGGCUAUACCUCGAAAUUGAACGCUACGGUUUGACUUACGAUACCAUUGCGCCAAAUUGCCCUGAGCGCCCGACUCCCGAACGUAUAAUUGAACCUGUCCUGUGCACACGUACAAUGAUUUCGCAAGUAUAUGCCGGGAUGUGGCGCAGGAAUGGAUAUGCCUUGUUGAAUCAGAUUUAUUUUUAUCGCAACGUUAAGUGCCGGUACGAGAUGCUUGAUCGGGAUAUUGUGAUCCUGCAGAUUGGCGCAUCGUUAAUCGAGGCGAAUGAAUUUCUGAUUCAUGUUCUGAACAAGUUCAAGUUGCUACAUUGGUUAGAGAAUGAUCAACCCGAGGCACCAAGGCGCUUAGCGGAAGCAGCGAUGGUCGAGGAGGACUAUGUGCGACAAACGGUUAACUUGGUAGACGAGUUUCUUGAGCUGCUCAUUGCGAUCGUUGGUGAGCGAUAUGUUCCAGGAGUGGGAGCGGUCACUGAAAAUGAUCGAAUCAAAAAGGAAAUCGUACAACAGCUUUGUAUCAAGCCACACUUGCACUCGGAGUUAAACCGGGCUCUGAACGAAGAUAAGUAUAGCGAGACAGCGAUUGAAUCGGUCAUCGAGGAUGUGGCGGUAUUCGAAAGGGCUACAGCAACUGGAAAAAAGGGUGUUUACCGGUUGAAACCUGAAUACUACGGUUGGUACAAUCUCUACUUCUAUCACUACACGAAAGAAGACAAAUCAAAGUCGGAGGAAACGCAACGCAAUCGAUGUAAGGAACGAAACGAGCUAGUGUGCUGUCCACCUCCAGCCCUGCCGAAGCUAACGGAACCGUUUAGCAUUAUACCUAACAUACUGCAAUGCGACGUGAUGCUAGAGGUUAUGAAUGUAGUGCUGACCCGAGCCCUGGAUCUGAAGGCGAUCAGCUUUUCUGAGGGACAACUACAACGCCUGCUGCACUUGAUUGGAUACGCAAUUCAGGAGGAAGAGACUGGAUACUAUCCGUAUCUAAAGUUUUGCGAACGUAGUCAAAAGAUCAAUCUUCUUUGGAUGCUAGAGGAACUCGCCAUGAGUCAACGUGUCGAAUCGCAGCGCGAUCUAUUGCGCUGGAUAAUUCAACGCUACAAAGCACUCGAAACGAAAAACAAAACUUUGCAAAUGGAUUCGAUCAAGGAAGAAAUUGAGCUGGGCGUACCAGCAUCUUCAUCCCAGGAGGAUAGCGAGACGCCGCAGGUGGAGAAGGAGCAGCGUGCGAAGCUGGCGGCCAAACGUCGCGCCGAAAUCUUGGCACAAAUGCACCAUGCUCAAAUUAGCUUCAUCAACGCGAACGCGGCUAUGUUUGAGCACGAAGAAGCCCUGGCAGAUGCACCAGUCGAGGAAGAUAUGGACUGGGUACCAUCCACAUCCUCUAUCCCCGUUUGCAUGGGUCCAGAGCGCGCAGAUGUUCGGUCAACGGAAGGGGCUGUGUCGCACCGUUAUACUUGUAUUCUGUGUUCGGAGGAAUCUGUGCUGUCUGCUCGCAAUACCACGUGUAUGGUCUAUGCCGCGUUUGUUCAGCGCUCUUCCGUUCUUUCCCGCUACCAACAAACCAACGAGGAGGGUCAGUUGCAGUACAUUGAGACGGACAUUCACCCUUCCCCACACAUCAGCACUUGCGGCCACGUGAUGCACGCCGAUUGCUUUGAACAAUACUUUAACAAUGAGAUAAUGAAGGAAAGUCGACGCCCUUACCGCAAUCGAACGCCGCUUUUGUUCGACGUCGAAAAGCGCGAGUUUCUCUGCCCCUUGUGUCGUUUUCUGAGCAACUGUCUCCUACCGCUCAUUCCCCCGCUCGAUGCAAUCGGCGUGAAUGAUGGCGGGCUGUGCCUGCCCGAGGUCCGUGACGCGUGCCGCCGGAUGCCACAGCAGUUUGAUUUUGAAACUUGGUACAACUACAUGACGGACUUUUUGUUUUACAUGAAGUUGGAAAUGACGCAGAAAAACAAAACUCAGGCGCGGCCCGCAUCGCACCACUCGGCCGAAAAUCCGGCCGCCGAUCAGUACGUGCUGCCGGAUAUGACGAUGCCGGCUUCCCCCACCCAACAAAACGCCGCCAAUACUUCCAGCAGCACCAACGGCAGCUCAUCGCUUGAUACCACCGUGUCGAUGGAUGAAGAUGAGAUUCUUGACGAAGAGGAAGAAGAAGAUCAGCAACCUCAACACGAAAAUGGCGGAAGCGACGACGCAAUUAUGGGCGAGUUUGACGGAAUCGGUAGUGAAGAGGUGGUGCCCGGUGAGGUCGAAGAGGAUCCCCUCGCAUUGGACGGCAUCGAGUGGAGCGAACUAACGACGGAACCGCUGCGCACCACAGUGUUGGCAAAACUGGAGAUGAGGUACCCAAAGAUUCGGCUCAUACCACCGAUGAGUCCGCAAGCCAUUGCCCAGUCCGAGCACUUGUUUGACACCGACAUUCAAGACUAUCUCCACAAGUUUUGCAUGGCUGUCGGUGAGGUGACAACCAUACCUCCCGUCGCCAAGCACUUCAAUAAUUAUCUGUCCGUGUGGCUCGCCUGCUCCUACACCAUUAAAUCGCUCGAAAUGUUGCUGCGUGUGAUGGAUCGGCCGCUUGGUUCGGAGCUCUCGAUACGUUACUCAAGCUGUCUGCGCGGGCUGGUGCGCGUGUCGUGCGUGCUCGGCUCGAUAAUGCACACUGUUUCGUACCGUCCAAGUAUGUUGAACUAUCUCGUCGACCUGUACGAGACACUGUUCGGGCACAAGCAGUCUGCUUCGUUCUUCGAUUGGGACUUUUUCGGUAUCCUCAACACGUGCUUGUUUGCAACCCGGCGCGUACUCUUUUGUACCAUGCCAACCGAGCGCAUUCCGAAAGGUGAUGAACUCGAUCGGUCAAUCGUUCAGGCGGUCUUUCUUCUUAACGUGUUGCGUACGCUCGUAACAUCAGCAUGUGGCAAAAUCGGAACCGGUGCUGCUGACGCCGACAAGGAGACCACGGCCACCGGUUCCGCUUUGGACGGAAGUGAUAUGCAAAAUGACGACCGAACGAAGGUAGUCGAUGAUGAACCUGUAAGCGAAGCAGACCAGCAAGCGAUGAAAAACCUUCUGUACCUAUUCAGGGACUUCAAUAUCCAUUACGAGCCAUUUACUGAAAGUGAAAUAACGGAGGGCGUCCAUGAGCAUAAUCAGCGCGAGCGCGAGAAUGCGGCCUGGGAACGGCAAAUAGUACGAUAUAUCUUGCGUGACAUCCGCACUCAAAGCCAAACACUGCUCCGCUGCUGCUGCCUGUUGUUCCACGGUAUCACCGACGUUGAGUUACCGAAGUGCACCGGUGAUAUACAGCAAGAUUUCUCCCUGAUGGUAACAUACCUAGGCAUUGAGGCGGAUCCUUUGAGCUAUUUCCGCCCGCACGCUGCAUCGUUACACUUCAUGUCGGAUUUGGCAAUGUGCAAUUUAGAGCAGAUCAAUCGCAUGCGCAACGCCCGUGACGAGCAACUGUUGGCCAGUGCAAUGUUCCUCCGACCCGGUGGGCCGCCGGUGCGCCAGCUGAUCGAUCUUCCAGACGAUUACAGCGAUCUGAUCAACAGUGUGUCACUUUUCAUGUGCCCGAACAACAUCCGAGACGAUUCGCGCAACCCGACUAUGUGCCUGGUGUGCGGUGAAAUCCUCUGUUCUCAGUCGUUCUGCUGCCAAAAGGAGUUGGACAAAAGCCUGGUCGGCUCGUGUACUUACCACACGUACGAAUGCGGCGCCGGCAUCGGGAUAUUUCUGCGCGUGCGCGACGCCGAAAUACUUCUGCUCGGGAUCAACAAAGGUUGCUUCGUACCGGCCCCAUACCUGGACGCCUACGGGGAAACGGACCAGGGGCUGCGUCGGGGCAACCCACUGCGACUGUGCAAGGAACGCUACCGGAAGCUUCACCUGACGUGGUUAAGUCACGGAUUACAUGAGGAAAUUACGCGACGCAGCGAAGUUCAGCAAACACUUUUCGCAACUCAAUGGCAAAACCUGUAAGAGACUAGCUCACAAGUGGUAGCUCCUGGUGCACACCAAGCUGCAAUCGUUUCUGAGCACUGCCAGAUUCAUGGGUGGCCAAUCAGCACUCUGCUUGUCCAUCCAGCUUGUUUUUUUAUAUUUUUGUUAAAACCUGUUAAACCCUCUUGAUAUUCUUACUAAUCUUUUGACAUUCGACAGUGUGCUGACCACGUACACAGAUGUAACUGGCAGAGCUUUGAAUUUCAGAAACAAUUGUUUGUUGCUGUGAACAAGGAAGAGUGCCAGUGAAACAUGGCUGAAAGUAUUCCGAAUGGAGUUACGUGGACAAACCAAGGUAUUUGGUUAUGCUGCCCAGUUAUAAAGAGGUUUUUCAUUUGUAGUCGGUUUACCAGUUGGAGAUUUUGGUUUUGCUCACAGAUCUUCCCUUGUAUGAUCUCAAAGUGGUUCUAUCUUAUCGCUAUCACUAUCACUAUCAGUGGUUCUAUCUACAUUGCCAUAUUUUUCUUAUUUUCCUUCCAGCAUAUCUUACAAUGUUUUCGCUCCCUUUCUUUUUCUCUCCUUCUCCGUUUAUUCUAUUCUGUCCACACAGCGGCAUCUUUUAUAUACAUCUCUAGUUCUCUUAUUCACCAUUUUUUACAUUAUUUUUCUGUGGCAAUUGUUUAGAUGGAAGAUAGAAACGAACUGCUUUGGCGAAAACUGUUUAAGGUCAAUGUCUGAUAGGCUACUAUACUAUCAGCAAAACGAAUUCAGUGAUGAAAGAAGCUUCUUGUUUAACUUCUCUCAAAUGAUAAUAAAAACAUCAGGUUGGUAACGUUAGUUUAGCGUGCUAUGACAGCGUUGAAAAAGUUAUGUUUUAAUUUAGGUAGAAUCGCAAAUUAUUUAACGAUCGGCACAGUUGUGUGGUUGAAAUCAUAUUUUAUUUUCUUUAUUAUUAUUUUUUUUUGAAACCUCUUGAACCUUCUUGAUAUUCCCACUAUACUAUUGUUUAUGGUAACUGCUUACUGGAUUUUCCUUUUUUGCUAGUUGUUGCUGUUUGUUAAUUUGUUGCUAGCUAGCAGAGCUCGAGGGGAAAUUGCUAGACACUAUACACUGCAGUUGUUCUUUGUCUAGUUAACUCGGCCCUAUCGGCCAUUGCUUGCCGUUCAUUGUGGUGUGCUUCCCUUGUGGGCUGCUUGGGCAUCGCCCUUGAGAUGACCCCAUCUGAGCCAGUCACACGCUGUGUUGCCCUGGUCACCCGCCGCCCAGUAGCCUCUUCCGGAUCCAGAGCUACUGUGUCGCUUACAAAGUGUCUGUGGGCGCCUAGUCAGGCGAUGCUGCGCCCAAAGGCGAUCCCUCCUGUGUCAGUUGUUUGGUCACGGCUUCAGCCACCCGCGCGGCUGCUCGUCUGGCCACACAUGAUAGGUUUGUAGCGUUACGGCAUGGCAGGAAUGGGCAAGGUGUAUGGUUAGGGUCACUGCGUUCAAUAGGUGCUACCAAAAACCAUAACUUUUAUUUCUUCCAAAAGAAAAACAGCUCGUCACAGUACGCCAAAUAGACAGUAUACCGUCGUUUUGCGGAUAGUAUGGCCCUAUAAAGGUACUAUUUAUUUAUGUAUAUUUUUUUCAUAUAAAUUACAAUAUUUUGUAAUUUGAACAGCUCAGUAUCCGUGCGUGUAGAGAGAAGAAAAGGGACAGAUAUUGUAGGUUGACUCAAGUUCAUUUCAGUUAACGCAGAGGCAGGAGUCGAGGGAGUCGUAAACCACAAUUCGUAAGUCGAAAACCAAACCAAGAAAAAUUAGUAGAAGCAGCCACCGUAGUCUUAGUCUUAUAUUUAGGGUGCCCACGAGCAGGAGAACAAUCUGGAAAAGUUCACAUUUAAAAGCGAUCAUUUUGGGGCUAUUACAUUUGCUGGACAUCGUGGGGCUAUUACAUUUGUCGUUAUCGUUUUCUUAUUGUGUUUUUCAAAAAUUGUUUUUUAUAUAUCUAUUGCAACUGAACUAUGUUUACGUCGGUUUUUUCUGUGUUUCUUGAAUUAUAAGUAUAUGUUUCUCAAAAAUUUGAACUUAAAGGUGCGAUGGAUCUUAGCAGGUUUUGCAUUGAUGUCGCAAUUGUCUACAUCAUCGAUAAAGACGAUCCAAGACUAGAUGGUAUACGAGGACAUGUAUGUUUGUAUGUAUGUAAAUUGUAAAUGAGUAGGGAGAAAGUUUGCUAGAAUGAAAACGAGACUCAGAUGGUUAAAUGAUGUCGCGACCAGCUUGGUUUUGCAGUUUUUGAAACUAGCGGAUCUAAGAUCGUAUGUUCGCGCUAUUGUACCAUGAUCCAAGUUCAUUUGAUGCAAUUAAAAAAUGUCAUCAAUUUCAAACUAGAUUACUGAAAUCAGUUUAUAGAGAAGAAUGAUAAUGGAACCUACGAUCAUUUCACGUUUGAUUGCUCCAAAUUACGAAGGUAUGAACAAAACCGAUGCAUGAAAAGAGAAGAAGCGUAGAAGCUUAGUAAAACAGAAGUUAUUUGGGAGAAAGGAAAAGACAAAAAGAAUUCGUAAGUGUCACCAACGCGAAAGUUACGCAGUAAACUUUAUCGUGUGAAACGUGUCUUGUUACCAUCUCAUUUUUUAACUGCUUGUUUCAGGUCGUGUUUUUAGUGGAGCACGUAGCAAUUAACCUGAAGCUAACAUUGAUAACAAUGAUAUUGUAUGAUACACAUAUACAAUUACGAUCGGUUGUUAGAUUAGCAGCUAUUGUAACUUGUCCUUAAAUAAACGGUUAACU